AUGUCUUCCCAAAACCACACUACAGUGGCAGAAUUCAUUCUCUUGGGACUCACAGAUGACCCAGUACUAGAGAAGAUCCUGUUUGGGGUGUUUCUGGUGAUCUACCUAAUCACGCUGACAGGGAAUCUGUGCAUGAUCGUGCUGAUCAGGACCAAUUCCCACCUCCAAACGCCCAUGUAUUUCUUCCUUAGCCACCUCUCCUUUGUAGAUAUUUGCUAUUCUUCCAACAUCACCCCAAGUAUGCUGUACAAUUUCCUCUCAGACCAGAAGACCAUCUCCUAUGCUGGAUGCUUCUCACAGUGUCUUCUCUUUAUUGCCCUGGUGAUCACUGAGCUUUUCAUCCUUGCCUCAAUGGCAUUGGAUCGCUAUGUAGCCAUCUGCAGCCCAUUACAUUACAGCACCAGAAUGUCCAAGGACACUUGUACCUCUCUAGUCAUGGUAUGUUAUGUUUUUGGCUUCCUCAAUGGACUCUCUCAGGCACUGCUGACCUUUCACUUGUCCUUCUGUGGCUCCCUGGAAAUCAAUCAUUUCUACUGUGCAGAUCCUCCUCUUAUAAUGCUGGCCUGCUCUGACACCCAUGUCAAAACGAUGGCAAUGCUGGUAGUGGCUGGAUUUACUCUCUCAAGCUCUCUCUUCAUCAUUCUCCUGUCCUACCUUUUCAUUCUUGCAGCCAUCUUGAGGAUCCAUUCUACUGAAGGCAGGCACAAAGCCUUCUCCACCUGUGGUUCCCACCUGACAACAGUCACUAUAUUUUAUGGGACUCUCUUCUGCAUGUACUUAAAGCCCCCAUCUGAGAGGUCUGUAGAGGAGUCCAAAAUAAUUGCAGUCUUUUAUACUUUUUUGAGCCCAAUGCUGAACCCAUUGAUCUAUAGUCUAAGGAACAAGCAUGUGAUCCACGCCCUGCAGCAGACAGUGAGGGGAAAUCUCUUCCAUAAAAGCGCAGGUUAG
Messenger RNA from Phyllostomus hastatus (greater spear-nosed bat), 948 nucleotides. RefSeq names its product olfactory receptor 5M10-like. Gene Ontology annotation, biological process: sensory perception of smell; G protein-coupled receptor signaling pathway. Lineage: Eukaryota; Metazoa; Chordata; Mammalia; Chiroptera; Phyllostomidae. The transcript has a single exon. Bases 1 to 948 code for a protein of 315 amino acids. Gene Ontology annotation, molecular function: odorant binding; olfactory receptor activity; G protein-coupled receptor activity. Gene Ontology annotation, cellular component: membrane. The record is from RefSeq and is a predicted model, not a curated record.